ACGCCACCUCCACAAGUAGAUCAGAAUGAGCGAAGAAGAAUCCAAGAAGGGACUUAGUAAGGCCCCUACUGUUGACGAUGACGCUGCUACAAUUGUUGGAGCAAACGAUUCAAAUCCGGCGAGUCUUGUGUACAUACCGGAAGAUCACCUGUUUGCUCACGAAUCCACAACUUUAAUUGACGGGCAAGCUGGAUCGUCAUCCAAGAUGGGAAGUCUUGGAGCACGUCGGUCUGCCAUAGAGAUGGACUCAUCUCUUCAAAAAAUCAAAUAUAACGAAAACAAAGUUUCAUUGGAUAGAGCCAUAAAUCAAACAAUUGAGCUUUUGUACGAACUUACCGAGGAGAACAAAGAAAGACCAGUUUUUUACCCAGCCAACACUGAGGACGAUGGAGAUGUGAUGCUUAACUCGAAGAAGGCUCACCUUGCGUUAGUUCGUAAGAACGUAUCCGUCAAGCAACUUGGCAAGGCCAAGAUGUUAGAUGACGAUGACGAAGGUAAGAUUCCAGACUUUAGAGUCCUUCGACUCAAUGUGAAAAUGGGCCAUCAGAAGAACAAUAGUGAGAGUUUGAUGGCUGCUUUAGAUAAGCAAGCCAUUGCAAAGUUGUUGGAACAACAAUUGCAACUGCAAGUGAAGUAUCUCUUGAAUCUCAAGGAUAGAGUAGAUGACACCUCUUCCAAAGUAUUUGUCACAGGUGACCUUAACGCAGGAAAAUCUACUUUUUGUAAUGCCUUGCUUCGUAGAAAGCUUUUACCAGAAGAUCAACAACCAUGUACCUCAGUUUUUUGUGAAGUAAUUGAUGCUAAAAGAGAAAACCGUGGUAUUGAAGAAGUACAUGCAAUUCCAAUUGGUGUCGAGUACGACAUCAGGGAUGAAUCUUCAUACGAUAUCCACCCAGUGAAAGAAUUGGAAGAUUUGGUUUAUGAAUGUGAUAGAUAUAGUAUUCUUAAGGUUUAUGUAUUGGACCAAAGAGCUGCCCACGAAAGUUUAUUAAGUAACGGAGUGGUCGAUGUCAAAUUGAUUGACGCACCAGGUCUUAAUAUGGACCUGUACCAGACAACUCAAGUAUUUCUGAGACAAGAGGAAAUUGACUUGGUGGUGUUUGUAGUGAAUUCAGAAAACCAUUUCACAUUAUCGGCCAAGGAAUUUAUUGCUGCUGCAGCUGCCGAAAAACGAUAUGUAUUCAUUGUGGUGAAUAAGUUUGACAAUAUCAAGGAUAAGAACAAGUGUAUGGCCAAGAUUCUUGACCAAGUGAAAGGAUUGUCCCCUGACACUCAUAAGAAUGCCAAAGAAUUUGUUCAUUUUGUUAGCUCAUCAGGAUUUGAGGAUCCAGAUGGAGGUGACGAUGAUAAUAACAAUAAUAAUGAUGAUGACCCAGAUUUUGAUCAUUUAGAAGCUUCUUUGAGAAAGUUCCUUCUUGAUAAACGGUCGAUCUCAAAGCUUCUUCCAGCAAAGAGUUACUUGAAGAAUUUAUUAAACGAUUUGAAGGUUCUUUCUGAAUUAAACGAAAAAGUCUAUGAACAAGAAAAGCAAGAUAACUUAGCGCAAUUAAAUAAUCAAAUUGCUCCACAAUAUGAUGAAAUUUUGAUGAAGAGUGUCAAGAUCAAUGACUCCAUUAACAGCGCCAUUGAGAAUAAAUGCACUGAUAUCUAUAAUCGUUCUAAGCAAGAAAUUCAAACAACUAUCGAGGAAUUCGGUGAUAAACAAGUUGUUCCAUACUUAGGGUUGCAAUAUCUUUAUGAAUAUGCUGUUCGUACCCAAAGAGCAAUGAUCGAAACGGUAUUAUCUUCGGUUCAAUAUUGUGAAGAUAACGCAAAGAUUUCAACCAGUGAAAUGGUUGAAGAGGUGACCAAGAUUGGACAGAAGAAUUUGGGUGACGAGUUCUUAAGUAAUAAGGUUUUUAAGUCGGACUUGAUGUUCACCCGGAAACGUGAUACAUUUGCCAAGAAGCUUGAUGAUCUGAUUGAAGUUCUGGAUUUCUUUGACCCUAACUUUGAUUCAUUUGUGGUAUGGUUGGGCAUCCCUUCCGAAAUUGUUUCUAAUGUUAGCAACCAAGUAAGCUACUUCAAUCCUGUUGGAUUACUUACAAGUAUUCCUACUUCUGCACUUUCAUUGAAGAACCAAAUUCCAUCACAACUCACACUUCACACCGUUUACUCAUCCACUAAGUUAUUGACUAUUGGGGCUGUGGCUCGUAAGUUGUAUUCCCUUACCACUUUUGUCAAUACAAAUACAAUCAAGAGGCUCGGUGUUCCUAUUAUUUUAGGAGCAACAGGUUUGGCUGUAUGCUACUUGGUCUACGAUAUCCCCAAUGCAUUCCCUCGUAAACAGGCUCGGAAACUCCGUAAACAAAUGCUUCAAUUGGACUACCCACAUUUGAAUGCAUACAGAAUAUCACAAGAAUGUAGACAAGUUCUUAGCUACCCAGCCAGACAAGUUAUGACAAAUUUCCAAACUAGUAUCGAUAAAAGAUCAGUUGAAAAGGAGAGAAUUGAAAAGAACAUUGCAGAUGCUGACUUGAGUUACGGUUACUUCCGUGAUCUUUUGAAAAAGAUUCAACACCAACAAAAGUAUGUUGAUGAUAUUGACCUUGAGUCUAUUAACUUAGUGGAGUAGAGGAGAAUGAGAUUAUGACGGUAGGUUGUUAUGGCAAUGGUACCAUAUGGUCACGAAGGGAAAUGGGAGUUAGAAGCUGAAAAUACUACAGUCCUUGCUUUUGCCUACACAAUGGAAGUACCUACUUUCUUAGAUUUAAAAUUUUAUUAGUUGUUUUUGAUUUGUUAUG
Molecule: messenger RNA, 2783 nt
Organism: [Candida] anglica
Lineage: Eukaryota; Fungi; Ascomycota; Pichiomycetes; Serinales; Debaryomycetaceae
Source: the annotation of a GenBank genome assembly